This is a messenger RNA of Orbilia oligospora ATCC 24927, 1608 nucleotides long. RefSeq lists its product as uncharacterized. The transcript is spliced from 6 exons. Gene Ontology annotation, cellular component: nucleus. The coding region runs from base 1 to 1608 and encodes 535 amino acids. Lineage: Eukaryota; Fungi; Ascomycota; Orbiliomycetes; Orbiliales; Orbiliaceae. Gene Ontology annotation, molecular function: DNA binding; zinc ion binding; DNA-binding transcription factor activity, RNA polymerase II-specific. The record is from RefSeq and is a predicted model, not a curated record. Gene Ontology annotation, biological process: regulation of DNA-templated transcription; DNA-templated transcription.
AUGGCUAUGGAAAAUGUAGCCCUGCGCGCUUGUUCAGCAUGUCGGAAGCAGAAGCGAAAAUGCACUAAAGAAUUGCCAGACUGCAGUCUCUGCCUCAAGAAUAGACGGGCCUGCGACUAUGGCGAUAGCCUUCCUGCCGUAGCAUUUCCCGGCCCAGGUGCACAGGAGGCUUCGCAGCGGGCCAUCGGUAUUUGUUCACUGCCCAUGGGUACAACCAUGCAACCGCAGUUACCUUCCGUUAAUUUCGCCCAAUCAGAGUUUCCGGCAUGCUUUUUCCUAGACCAUGAGACAUUCCAGUUGCUGGGCAUGAGUAUAAACGUGGCGGCAACCCACUUCCCACGAGCGUUAUUAGACUUCGUUCGUGAUCGUCCUCGAAUAGAAAAUGAUGUGGAUACUUACUUCAAUUCGACCCAUUCUUUUUUCCCGAUAAUCUCUAAGAUUCGCUUUUACAAGGAGUUUAACAACCCUAGUGGGGCUAUUAAUCUAGACACGGGGCUAUUACUACUGACUAUGCGGUUGAAUAUACAGCCUGCUAAUCAUGAUGGUAUUGAUCCGUUGUCUCGCGAAACUUACAAAACUGCCAAAGCGUAUUUGGCUGAGAUUGAAGCCAGUAACGUUAUCUCUGUUCGGCUUUUGCAGGCAGCACUGUUAAUUUCCUUAUACGAGGUAUCAAACGGGAUGUUUCCCACAGCAUAUCUGACCGUGGGACAUUGUGCAAGGCUAGGACAUGCUCUUGGCAUCCAUGCUAGAAAACGUGCUCCUCAAGUGCUCUCUCCGCCCGUAUCCUCAACCGAGCUGGAAGAGCGGUCGAGAGUUUGGUGGGGCGUCAUAAUAUUGGACAGAUACGUGGGAAUUGGUGGAAAGUGCCGUCCAUUCGCCUGCGACGACGCCCGCCCAGAUACCUAUUUGCCAAUAGAUGACACCUACUGGGAUCAGGGGCAACCUACACUCGUCCAACCGCUUGCGGUUUCCACAUCUACCAAUAUUGCCACAUCUCCAUUCGCUAGAACAUGCCAAGCAGCCCAUCUUUUAUCUCGGGUUCUGCGCCAUCUAAGCGAUUGCGAUACUGACCCGGAAUUUCGAUAUCAAGAGGCUAUCCAAAUUGACCGUACAGUCCAAGCCUUAAGCACGUCGGCUUUACUUGGCGCUGAAGAAAGUGGCAACAAAACAUCGGACCCUACCGCGAAUUUACUUUUUUGCACUGCAAUAAGCCUUUGCUUUAGCGCGCUGUUUUGUCUUUACUCUGAAUACUCUUGUACCGAAAGCUUCGCCCCUGAACAGCUCAAGAGCUCCAACCUCCAGGAGAUGCAGCACCGAGCACUUUCGGGCCUCGAGGAAAUAUGCGAGGCAGUACUUCGGUUCUCUAAAAGUGUGCAUGUGGCUGUAGAAAUUGGAGGAACGACGAGAGUUAGUCCGUUGAUAUGUGACUGCCUCUACCAAGCUGCAUCAACCUACCUUUGGUACAGCCGCGAAAGCGGAGACCAGCAGUGGCAUGAGAAAGUAAUUGAACUCAAAAUGAUGUUGGAGAUAAUCGGGCAGAGGUGGCAAUGUGCAAACGAAUACAUGAAGAUUCUUGAGGCGUAUGAGACUUCAGAUAAGAUCUUGUAG